AUGUUCCCCAGCCCCGCGCUAACGCCCACGCCGUUCUCGGUCAAAGACAUCCUGAAUCUGGAGCAGCAGCAGCGCAGCCUGGCCGCCGGGGAGCUCUCCGCGCGCCUGGAGGCCACCCUGGCGCCCGCCUCCUGCAUGCUGGCCGCCUUCAAGCCCGAGGCCUACGCGGGGCCGGAGGCCGCAGCGCCCGGCCUCCCCGAGCUGCGCGCAGAGCUGGGCCCCGCGCCCUCGCCCGCCAAGUGCUUGCCUGCCUUCUCAGCCGCCCCCGCCUUCUAUCCGCGUGCCUAUGGCGACCCCGACCCUGCCAAGGACCCUCGAGCCGAUAAGAAAGAGCUGUGCGCGCUGCAGAAGGCGGUGGAGCUGGAGAAGCCUGAGGCGGACAGCGCCGAGCGACCCCGGGCGCGACGGCGGAGGAAGCCGCGCGUGCUCUUCUCGCAGGCGCAGGUCUACGAGCUGGAGCGGCGCUUCAAGCAGCAGAGGUACCUGUCGGCCCCGGAGCGCGACCAGCUGGCCAGCGUGCUGAAGCUGACGUCUACGCAGGUCAAGAUCUGGUUCCAGAACCGGCGCUACAAGUGCAAGCGGCAACGGCAGGACCAGACUCUGGAGCUGGUGGGGCUGCCCCCGCCACCGCCGCCGCCAGCGCGCAGGAUCGCGGUGCCAGUGUUGGUGCGCGAUGGCAAGCCUUGCCUCGGGGACUCGGCGCCCUACGCGCCAGCCUAUGGCGUGGGCCUCAACGCCUACGGCUAUAACGCCUACCCCGCCUACCCGGGUUACGGUGGCGCGGCCUGCAGCCCUGGCUACAGCUGCACCGCUGCUUACCCCGCUGGGCCGCCACCGGCGCAGUCGGCUACGGCGGCCGCCAACAACAACUUCGUGAACUUCGGCGUCGGGGACUUGAACGCCGUGCAGAGCCCCGGGAUUCCGCAGGGCAACUCAGGAGUGUCCACGCUGCACGGUAUCCGAGCCUGGUAG
Molecule: messenger RNA, 972 nt
Organism: Globicephala melas (long-finned pilot whale)
Lineage: Eukaryota; Metazoa; Chordata; Mammalia; Artiodactyla; Delphinidae
Gene: NKX2-5
Product: NK2 homeobox 5
Biological process (GO): regulation of transcription by RNA polymerase II; cell differentiation
Cellular component (GO): nucleus
Molecular function (GO): RNA polymerase II cis-regulatory region sequence-specific DNA binding; DNA-binding transcription factor activity, RNA polymerase II-specific
Source: RefSeq, a predicted model, not a curated record